This is a messenger RNA of Eleginops maclovinus (Patagonian blennie), 5220 nucleotides long. It is a transcript of the gene afap1, whose product is annotated as actin filament associated protein 1. Gene Ontology annotation, molecular function: SH3 domain binding; SH2 domain binding. The record is from RefSeq and is a predicted model, not a curated record. Lineage: Eukaryota; Metazoa; Chordata; Actinopteri; Perciformes; Eleginopidae. Gene Ontology annotation, cellular component: cytosol.
UUUCAGGGAACAGAGGACGGUUUCAGUGGCCGGUUCAAUAGAACAGGAAUAAGUAGAAGUUUGAACUGAAGCAUAAAGCGUCUUAAAGUCCUUGUGUGGAGUAACUGCUGCCGCGAGCCGCUCGGCACGUGCCUUCUCCGGAUUAGAUGAGACGGAUUUCAGGAUGAGGAGCGACCCGGUUCUGUUCGGCUCUAACAGGGCGAUGGAGGAGCUGGUGUGUGAGCUCCGUCUCUUCCUGGACCUGUUGGACAGGGAAUAUCUGAGUGCGGGGGUUCGAGAGAAGAAGCUGCACCUCUCGAACAUUCUGCACCGAGUUCUCUCAGAAAAAGAGCCUUCCUUCAAGUCAGAGAUCAGCAGUGGUCUGCCGGCCCCGCCUCAGAUGCCCCUCCCUGAGAUCCCUCACCCCUGGCUGCCUCCAAACAGCGGCCCCCCCCCUCUGCCCAGCUCCUCUCUACCAGAAGGCUACUAUGAGGAAGCAGUUCCUUUAAGUCCUGGAAAAGCUCCCGAAUACAUCACAGCUAACUAUGACUCGGACGCCAUGAGCAGUUCUUAUGAGUCGUAUGAUGAGGAAGAGGAGGAUGGAAAGGGCCAGAAGAUGCGUCACCAGUGGCCAUCUGCAGAGGCGUCCAUGGAUCUGGUGAAGGAUGCUCGGAUCUGUGCAUUCCUGCUGCGCAAGAAGCGCUUUGGACAGUGGACCAAACUGCUCUGUGUCAUCAAAGAUAACAAACUGUUGUGUUACAAGUCCUCCAAAGACCACACCCCGCAGAUGGAGCUGACCCUCCUUGGGUGUAGCAUCACUCACGUUCCGAAAGAUGGCAAGAAGAAGAAGCAUGAACUUAGGAUAGUCCACCAGGGAGCGGAUGCGCUGGUGCUGGCCGUGCAGAGCAAAGAGCAGGCAGAGGAGUGGCUUAAGGUGAUGAGAGAUGUGUGUGUUAAUGGGGGCGUAGACUUGGAUGGAACUGGAUCUGGUUCACCAGUGCACAAACCUGAACUGGAAAAGAAGGCAUCUUAUGAUAAACCGAGUUCUGAUGGUGAAGCAACUCACGAGAACGGACACAGCGACUGCAAAGACCAAGGAAAAGGGAAGAAGAAUGCAAAGUCUGAGCAGAAGACUGGGACGGUGGGGAAGGGAGCAGGGAAGAAGAUCACCAAAAUGAUCGGCCUGGGCAAGAAGAAGCCGUCCACAGACGAACAGACAUCUUCAGCAGAAGAAGACGUACCCACAUGCAGCUACCUAAACGUGUUGUCCAAUAACCGUUGGAGAGAGCGUUGGUGCCGUUUGAAAGACAACCAGCUGCUUCUCCACAAGGACCGCGAUGACUUGAAGAGCCACAUCGCCUCGUUGCCCCUCCGAGGCUGCGAGGUCAGUCCUGGCCUGGAUCACAAACACCCAUUUGCCUUCCGCCUGCUUCGUAACGGCCAGGAGGUUGCAGUACUGGAGGCCUCUUCCUCUGAGGAGAUGGGACGAUGGUUGGGGAUUUUAUUGGCUGAGACUGGAUCCACCACUGACCCAGCUACAUUGCACUACGACUACAUCGAUGUCGAGACCACCGCUAAUGUCAUCCAGCUGGCCAAGCAGUCCUUCUGUUUUACAAGUAAGCGUGCUGUCUCUCCGAACCGGUACCUGGACAACCCAGUCAACGGCUACGCCUGCCCCAGCGGCAUGGCUCUCCACUAUGAUGAUGUGCCCAUCAACGGAACGCUGAAAGGGAAGAAGGGAACUGGGCCUAAUGGGGGGGCAUCAAAACAGAAGGCAGAGCCAAAGAACCAGCCCAAAAAGAAUGGAGUCAACGGGACCAAGGGGACAGCUUCUCUGCAACGCAACAGCUCCAAUGCAGAGCAGUGUAAGUAUGGGAAGAACCGGGUGGAGGCCGACGCCAAGCGGUUGCAGACCAAAGAGGAAGAGCUGAUGAAGAAGAAGCAGGAGAUCAGGAACCAUCUGACCCAGCUGAAGAAGGAGAGGACUGAGCUGCGCACUGCAGUGGAGACUUCAUCUGGCAAGCGUUCCCUGGCCUCUCUGACGGAGCGACUGAAGAAGGUGGAGGAAGACUGCAAGAAGAGGGAGGAGGAGCGGGUGACCCUAGAGCUGGAGCUUACAGAGGUAAAGGAGAGCCUGAAGAAAGCCCUGAGCGGGGGGGUCACCCUGGGCCUCACCAUUGAACCAAAAGCUGGCUCUGGAGUCAAGUCACCAGCCAUGUUGCGAAGAACCCAGGAGUCUUCCCCAUUCUCGAGCUGUGACACCAGUGACACAGAGUCGUGCUCGCUGCCGGUCAACAGCGCCUCGCUGCUCCGCAGGCAGCAGGGCCAGAAGGCGCCGGCGGUCCGGGGCCACGUCCUAAGGAAAGCUAAGGAAUGGGAGCAGAAGACAGGCACAUAACCCCCCCAUCAUAUCAGUCUAUUUUCUAUCCUUUUUUACCUUUCAAGGAAAGUGUGUAUAUAUUUAUUUAAACCUUUCAUACAGUCCGUUGGGUAACACACAAGCAUGGCAAUCACACGAACAGAACCAGUUGUUGCUUUUAGUAUCCUGACAGUACUACGACACACAGACGUAGCGGCCCUUUAAACUGUGUCACCAUGGAGUUGUGCGACCUCCGCUGUGCUUUCUGUUCCAGCAGAUUGACAGUGUGGGUUCAAAAAGGUGAAAACCAAAUAUUUAUUUGUAAAGGUGUAGAGCAAAUACUAGCUUCCCAUUGUUUAUUUAUGUUGAUAUAUUUAAAGCCUGAUUUUGAUGAAUGGGUUGUGCUUAACAGACUCCCAUCUCCUACCCUCACAGAUGUCAGCCUCUGCUAGCAAAGAGCAUUUAAAUAAUCAUAAACAACAGCAGCAUUUAUCAGAUCAAUAAGAGUAGCAUUAGUUAAGAAAGAUGUACUUUUAUUAAUCCCUGUUGGGGAAAUUCGAGAAUUCUGCAUUUGACCUAUUCUAGAGUCAGGAGCAGUGGCCUGCCAUAUGUACGGCACCCAGAUAGCAGUGUAGGGAACUCCACGGUAGCACUUGGUCUGACCUUCCAGUUCCCAGGCCAAGCCCCUAACCACUUUGCAACCACCGCCUCACUGUUAGCAUUGCACAGAUGCUUCCCGGAUCAUCUGAACUCUGAAAAAACAAUGCAUUGUGGAGGUUCAUGUGUAGGGCUGGGUUUAUGAUAAGCUGUAUAGUUGUAGAAAAAUACAACACUAUUUGACAUUUUAUUCAUAAACUCAUUCCAUGAAUAACAACAGUUAUUAUUUAUUUUCUUCGUCAAGGUUGGGAAAGUUUAAGGACCUUUUUACAAACAAAUGAUUGAUAAUGUAAUUCAUUAUUAAUACAAUGUGUUUUAUGAGUUAUUACAUGAAGACAAAUAAUGCCAAUAUUUACUGAUCCUUGAAGAUUUCAAUACAACAUAAGCUUGUAGCGCUGCUAUCAAAACAAUACUCAAUAUGGUGACAAACGAGGCGCAAUCCAGACAUCUGACUAGCAGAAUUUGCUAAUGUCUUUUCCCUCUGGUGGAAAAAAAUCUACCAAUACCAGGUCGAGAAAUAGUGAGAUAAAAAUGAGCACAAUUGAGAUGGACGUAGCUCUACGGAUAACAGAAACUCAAAAGUGGAAAGAAUCAUCUUGAUCAGUGUAACUAAGUCAGCUUCUGUGUUGAUGGAAAAUGACUUUGAUAAGACAGAUAUUUCACCACCGCAGAAAGGGGCAAACAUGAUCAAGACUUCAGACAAAUAAAUUACGUGAACUAGUAAUUAUCCAGUUGCCAGUUUUGGCAAGCUACAACCACAAAUGAAAUGCGUUCGUGCAUGUGUGUGUGCCUGCUUGCGUACCAAGACACAUUCUAAGCCCCUCAAAUAUAAUAUUCACAAACUCAUUGAUCUCACAUUUCUAUUAGAGCUUCCAAUUGCUUUUUAUUUCUCUGAUACACUGUGCUGUGUUGGCUGUCAUGUUUGUUCUGCUAGAUUGCUUUGGACUGUUAACAGAAGAAGUGUUAGCAUUCACUACUGAUAGAGUUUGGAAAUGCUACAUACAGCACAGCUAACUGCUCCUCGCAUCUCAAUAUGUUCUAUUGCUUUCUUAUUUUUAAACCAAUACCCCACAAGUCUGUGAACUAGUGUGUGCGCAGCAUGUCAAAUUGAAGAAAGAGGCAUAUAAGAGGUCAUAUCUACACGUUUUGGUAAAUGGGGAUUCCUGGUUUUAUCACCAUGGCUUAUACCCAAGCAAAAUGUCUGACGUCAGUAAAUGUGAACCUGUUGUACAUAGCGUAGCUUUGUGUGGGGGGCUUUAGGGGCACUGCAUCAGUAUUUGUUUUUGCACCUUAUACAUUUUCUUCUAUGUUGAAUACUUAGACAGUCUCCGUCUUGGUGACAGAAAUGCUUGUAAAUAUUUUAAUAAACUUCCUGACAAACCACUCAGUGACUGUUUGUUAUUGGCACCCUGAUGGGUGAGUGAGAUAGUAUUAUGAUAGUUUAUGAUUCAGAUUCUGGUCGUGAGGUGCUCUGAUAAAACGCAACUGUUUUACUGACUAAUAUAAGGUGAAUUAUAAAGGAAUAUUCUAGAUUGUUAAAUGACAAUCCUAGAAUAUGAAUGAACAUUCUAGAAUGUAGAAUGAAAAUUCUAAAUUGUAUAAUGGAAAUUCUAGAAUGUUGAAUUGCAAUUCUAGAAUGUUGAAUGACUGUAUGGGUCAUUUUAUGUGUGUUGUUGUCAUGUCCAUUUAGUUUGUUUUGUAUUUUUCUUCCAAUAUUAUUUUGAACAUCACUGUUGGCUGUGAUUCGCUGCACUGGGGUGUAUAAAUAGGGGACAUAGGUUAAAGGUAAGGGAUGGAACACAGGUGAAGGGCCAAUAGUUCUUACCAGACCACGGACACCGGAACAACAGACCCGGCAGAACAUAUCGUAUUGUAAACUAAACUGUAAAUAACCCUGAACUAAACUGCAUCUGCUGACCGGAAAACCAUCUUGUUUGGGAAUGCAUACGAUCACUCUCACCCUCAUCUGUGAUAUUAUGACACCACGGAAUGUUGAAGGACCAUUCUAGAAUUUUGAGUGGAAAUUCUAGAAUGUAGAAAGACAAUUCUAAAAUGUUGAAUGAAAAUUCAAGAAUGUUGAAUUGCAAUUCUAGAAUGUUGAGUGGACAUUCUAGAAUGUGACUGACAAUACUAGAAUGCUGUGUCGAAUUUCUAGGAUGUUGAAUGACUAUUGUAGAUUGUUAAAUGACAUUAUAAAAUUUGAAUGAACAUUCUAGAAUGUUGAA